CUCUGCAGCGAAUGACUUUAUUGCCUAUUGCUCUAGCUUUUAUACCAUUCUAGCAAAAGCUAUCUUUAGCACAUCAUGAUUAGUUUUGUUUUUCCACAUUCUCCGUCGUUUCACAAUCAGUGCCAGAAUAACCAGUUCCUUAUCUUUAUGUUCUCGUGCUUCUGUCCAGGUUGUUCACUCUGCUUGAUCGCGCAAUGUACUUUGUUUCUACUUCAACUCUUUCUUCUUCAGCCAAGUGAUUCUGACAGACAUGUAUGUCUUUAUUCUUUCGGUCCGCAUUCUAAAUACAUCCAUCACAUAUUAAACGGCAACCCGCAACACUUCAGUGUAACAAAACCUGCUCAGUACCAGUGAAUACCCUGAGCACUGGGGUUUAUGCUAGUUAUGAUCAGAGUGUUAAUUACAGCACGGUUAGAAUAACGGUAAAAUGACGAUGAUGGAAUUUAAAGAUCCUUCUCCAUUUUCCUUCGGUAACAUCCCCGCACACUCUGCUCCCGCAUUCCGUGGUUCACUCCUCCCCGCGGCGCUGUGUUCCCGUACCCCCGAACCGCCAGAAACACCCGCGGGCAAGGAUCUCCCUCAGCAGCGGGGUCUGUGACCUGACACACCGCGGGGAAGGACUCGUCUCCUCUCCCGUUCCCUUCCCCCGCCGCGGGCUCUCGCGUUACCGGCCCCACGCCCGCGUGGCAGAGCGGAGCCGCUCGUUCCCGCGGGGCGGGGCGCGGCGCUGCCAGGCCUGGGCCCGCGGGAAGCGGCACCGCAGCGGCGGUUGACACGGUACCUCCGUGUCGCCUCCUCCGCCCGGCUCUUUGGCGAGCGCUUCCGGGUCACGCCCGACCAAUAGCCUCGGCGGCUUCCUGAGCGUCACCGGCAGUACGUGCGUGGCGCACGUCAGGCGGCGGAGGCGGGCGCGCAGACGGAAGCGGUGUUCCACGGCACUCCCGCAUCCCGUCAGCCCGCGCUGCCCCUGCACUCUAUGGUAACCAUAGAGACCCACGGCGGUGGCGGAUCAAUACUGGGACGGCGGCGGCCGUGGCGCCGUGGGGAACAUGGCGACGCUGGUGCUGGAUAACGGCGCCUACAACGCCAAGAUCGGCUACAGCCACGCGAACGUCAGCGUUAUUCCCAACUGUCAGUUCAGAUCAAAGACUGCACGCCUGAAAACCUUUACGGCAAAUCAACUGGAUGAAAUUAAAGACCCCUCUGGGCUUUUUUAUAUUCUGCCCUUUCAGAAAGGUUACUUGGUGAACUGGGAUGUCCAGAGACAGGUUUGGGAUUAUCUUUUUGGAAAAGAAAUGUACCAAGUGGACUUUGUAGAUACCAAUAUUAUUAUUACUGAGCCUUAUUUUAACUUCACUUCAAUACAAGAAUCCAUGAAUGAAAUUCUAUUUGAAGAAUAUCAGUUUCAAGCAGUUCUUAGAGUAAAUGCUGGAGCUCUUAGUGCGCACAGGUAUUUCCGAGAUAAUCCAUCUGAGCUGUGUUGUAUCAUUGUGGAUAGUGGAUACUCUUUUACACACAUCGUACCUUAUUGCAGAAGUAAAAAGAAAAAAGAGGCAAUCAUCAGGAUUAAUGUUGGAGGAAAACUCUUAACCAACCAUCUCAAGGAGAUAAUCUCUUACAGGCAGCUACAUGUUAUGGAUGAAACACAUGUAAUUAAUCAAGUGAAAGAAGAUGUAUGUUAUGUUUCUCAAGACUUUUACAAGGACAUGGACAUUGCCAAAUUGAAAGGAGAGGAAAAUACUGUAAUGGUAGAUUAUGUUUUGCCAGACUUCAGCACAAUCAAAAAAGGAUUUUGUAAGCCAAGGGAAGAGAUGGUGUUAAGUGGAAAAUACAAGACUGGUGAACAAAUUCUUCGUCUAACAAAUGAAAGAUUUGCAGUUCCAGAAAUACUCUUCCAUCCUUCAGAUAUUGGUAUUCAAGAGAUGGGAAUUCCUGAAGCCAUUGUCUAUUCUAUUCAGAAUUUACCUGAAGAAAUGCAGCCUCAUUUCUUCAAGAACGUAGUCCUGACUGGGGGAAACACCCUUUUUCCAGGCUUCAGAGAUCGGGUUUAUUCUGAAGUUCGAUGUCUCACUCCAACUGAUUAUGAUGUUUCCGUUGUUCUUCCUGAGAACCCUAUUACUUACUCCUGGGAAGGUGGGAAGCUCAUUUCUGAAAAUGAUGAUUUCGAAGACAUGGUAGUAACUAGAGAAGAUUAUGAAGAACAUGGACACAAUAUCUGUGAAGAGAAGUUUGACAUAUAGGCAGUAUAGUUGGAUACAUUGUUAUUCCAUUGUUUCAGUCAGAAUGGAAUUUGAAGUACAACCUGUUUCCUGUCAGUUAGGAUUGUGUUUUAGCUUUCCUGUGUUUAAGUGGGUUGGGAAAAAUAAUUUUCAGAGUUUAAAAAUAAAUUUUACAAGGCUAAUACUAUGAAGUAACAUGUUCAUUGUCAUUUCACUGUGUUCUCAUCUUUUACUGAUAGCUUCACUGUAUUCUUAUUGCAGAAAACCUCAAUGCAUGAGGCAAUAAAAGUACUGAAUGCUUGU
Strigops habroptila (Kakapo) is the source of this 2522-nucleotide messenger RNA. It is a transcript of the gene ACTR6, whose product is annotated as actin related protein 6. Gene Ontology annotation, cellular component: Swr1 complex. Bases 1050 to 2240 code for a protein of 396 amino acids. NCBI's taxonomy places the organism in Eukaryota, Metazoa, Chordata, Aves, Psittaciformes, Psittacidae. The record is from RefSeq and is a predicted model, not a curated record. Gene Ontology annotation, molecular function: nucleosome binding. The transcript is spliced from 11 exons.